Molecule: messenger RNA, 1167 nt
Organism: Rotaria socialis
Lineage: Eukaryota; Metazoa; Rotifera; Eurotatoria; Philodinida; Philodinidae
Source: the annotation of a GenBank genome assembly
AUGAAUUUUGAUAAUCAAUCGUCAAAGAAACCUGAACCUCUCCAUAAAAUGAAUAAUCUCGCAUCAGUAUCAUUAUGUCAUGUCUGUGGUAUAGAAAAUGCGCAAGUGCACUAUGGUGCGAUGUGUUGUGUUUCAUGUAAAAUGUUUUUCCGCAGAAAUGCUCAACUAAAUUUAAGUAAUAGAAAGUGUGUAACAAAUGGUAAAUGUAAUAUAACAAUUAAAAGUCGAAAAACAUGUCGAUAUUGUCGUUUGAAAAAAUGUUUCACAAUUGGAAUGCAACGAGAAUUACUACGUGCCUCACAUAAUAGACAAGGUACACGUUGUAAGUUAACUCGGAAAGAAAAUGCUGUUCGUUUGACUAGUACUGUGCAUCCUCUUGAUUUACUUCAAAAUGAUCGAUCAUUAUUGAAAAAUGAACAAUGGACUUGUUUAUCUAAUGUGAUUCAUUUAUUCGACGAAAAGUUCCCCGUGCCUCAAAUGCGUAAUUUAUUAGGUGCUCAAUCCAUAUUUCCAAUGAAAAUACGUAUGAAAAUGGCGCCAACAAAUAUGUUAACGCUUCUCAAUGCGAUGUAUCAAGGUGUCUAUCCUUUUGCCACAAGCAUAACACAUUUUACAACUCUGCCAUUAAACGAUCGAUCUAUGCUGAUCGAAAGAAAUAUGAGAAAUAUCGGUGGCUAUAGUGGUAUAGUUUUAAGUAGAGAUGCAGAUGUUCAUUCAAGUCCAAUAUUUAAGAUUGGUUUUCCAGAAAUUUAUGGUUCACAAGUAAUGGAUGAUGCAAUUAAAAUUUAUAAAAAUACAGACCAAGAUAGUACAUUGGUUAAACUGUUAAUUCCUGCUCUCAUAUUCUCGACGGGCUCUGAUCUUCUUCUUCCAAUAAAUGAAAGUAAAUGUGAUCAUUUCGAAAAUUCGUGCCAUUUACUUUCGAAUGCAAAACAAAUAUUAGAAAUGCAAAAUUUCUAUGUUGAAAUCUUGUUCAAAUAUAUGGUUUUCCGAUACGGUUUUAAAGAAGCAGCGAUAAGAUAUGCGGCACUUAUUAAAACGUCGCUUGAUCAAAGUAUGUGCUCACUAAACGGUAGAGAAGUUCGAAAACAUAAGCAGUUAAUGGACACAAUUGUCGAACAAACUGAACAUUCGAUGGCGUCACAGAACGAAACAGUUCUUUACUGA